AUGAAUGUUCAAAUUUAUAGUGUCAUUAUUAUCAAUAAAACAGGUACUCUUCAGUGGAUGAGAGAUUUUAGUGAAAAACCAACUAAAAGAACUGAAAAUGAUCCAUUAUAUUUAGCAUCAUCUUUUCAUGGAUUUAGUGUAGUUGCAAGUCAGAUAAAUCCAUUAUUAAAAGAGAGUGAUGGAAUUCAAAAAAUACAAACAAGUAAUUUUUCAUUACAAUGUUUACAUACACAAACUGGAGUUGAGUUUUUAGUUAUAGCUUCACCUCAAUCAGCACCAGUUCUUGGAGAAUUUUUAUCACAAUUAUAUAUUCUUUAUACGGACUACGUAUUAAAAAAUCCAUUUAUUAUUUCAGAAAUGAUUAUUAAAUCAAAGAAAUUUGAAACUAAAGUCAGAGAAUUAGUAACUUCAUUAAAAGGAAAUUCACAAUAA
Messenger RNA from Entamoeba histolytica HM-1:IMSS, 432 nucleotides. RefSeq names its product Synbindin, putative. Gene Ontology annotation, cellular component: TRAPP complex. Gene Ontology annotation, biological process: endoplasmic reticulum to Golgi vesicle-mediated transport. The coding region runs from base 1 to 432 and encodes 143 amino acids. The transcript has a single exon. NCBI's taxonomy places the organism in Eukaryota, Evosea, Mastigamoebida, Endamoebidae. The record is from RefSeq and is a predicted model, not a curated record.